Messenger RNA from Mycena citricolor, 6697 nucleotides. The record is from the annotation of a GenBank genome assembly. NCBI's taxonomy places the organism in Eukaryota, Fungi, Basidiomycota, Agaricomycetes, Agaricales, Mycenaceae.
UAAUACACUUUCCUUUCGUCUACAAGUACAGCCGUAGGGGAUGCCGCCUAAAUCUUCCUCUGCAACAUCCAGCACAAGAAAAAAGCAUGCGCGCAAGGCGGCAGGGAUAGCUGGUCUCGAUCUUCAACCGCAGCAGAAAAAGGAAAAGGGCGAAAAAGGGAAGAGAGGCAAGAGAUCAGAUCCUCCGCGUCCCAAGGUGUACAUCGCGCCGGUAAAGCCCACUGCGGCCGUUCCCGAUCCUCUGGAAACGACUGGGCUUGCACAUCGGCUGCCUGCGGAGCUUGUAGUGGUGCUGAGGACGUUGGGCAAGAAGGCCGGUGUGACGAAGGGCAAGGCGUUGGAGGAGCUGCAGACCGGAUGGAUCAGCAAAAUUCGACUCCCCGGCCAGUCCGAGGACGCAGAGGAAGUGUAUACACUGCUCGAAAUGAUUCCGGUAUGGACGCACCACUUGCCCGGCCUGCUUGCGCAUCCAUCUCGCAAACUGCGAAUGCUGACAGCCAGCAUCCACGCGACGAUGUUUCGAAUUCCUUUACUCCGCGAUGCGCUGGACGUCAACAUGUCGGAUACGGCGAAGGGGAUGUGGGCUUUGGUUGCACACGACACGGACCGGGUGGUAAUCAGUGCUGUUCAGCCCAUCACGACUGCAGAUCCUGCAUUUUUGGAGCGUGUAUUGUUGGAUCCGGAUGCGUUGUACAUCGAGCUCAAUCCCCCCGCACCAGUACCAGCACCCGCGCCUUCAUCGGGCAAGGGUGGAAAGAACAUCGCCAAACCUACGGGAGCGGCUCCGCAAGCUGCACCCCCUGCAAGGCUAAAGGCCGAAGAGCAGGAGGAGAACGAAGAGGACAGACGCGCAAGAUUGAGGACAUCAGCAUUGGGCGCUUUGAAGACCUACCUUGAAUCCUCCACUGACACCCCGCUUCCUCCCUUCAUCGCAUCGCCUGCGUUGUGGUCUUGUCUCUACCAUGACUCAUACGAGAUUCAGUCCCUUGAUACCGACAAUGACGACGACGACGAGAACGAUGAGGAGGAAGAUGAGUACACAACAUAUGCAAAACACUCAGUACCAGAGUCUUCUUUUGGCCACGCCCAACCACCACUAAGGAGAGCAGCGUGGGCUGUGAUCCCAGCUCUUCUAUCUCGCAAACCUCUCCCGGCACCGAUGGUGGACGUUCUAGCGCGCGCAGUCUUGGGCGCCGCCUGGGUUGAACCAGAUGGGGGUGUACAGGGCUCCAUGUGGGCCGGUCUCCUGGGGACGGUCAGAGAUUACCCCAGCUCUUGGGCACUGGCCGGGCCUCGCGCUUAUGAACAUUUUCGGACUGCGUUUCUGGCAAAAGCGUGCGGGGGAGCACCGGUAUCGGCGUAUCCCAGUGUCGUUGUCAUCUUGUCUACCAUCCCUAAGGAGAUCCUCUUCCCAUCUGAUCCGUUGUUCGAGUCUUUCUGGGCUGCGUUAGGUGAAAGAGCUGCACCCUCGCUCACAACCGCAUUGGCACCUGCUCGAGCACGAGCUGGGACAGCUUUCAUCAGUGCUCUUCUCGAAAGUGCAGUUUUCGUUGCAAGGAGGGCACGGGCUGGGGAAGGCUCAGAGGAUGGGAACGUGCUCCUCAAGCGAGAAAUCACUCGGAGUUGGCAAGCUUUGUGUAGUGGAAGUGAUCUGCGAUUGUACGCAGACUGUAACAAGGUGGGGACUAUUCUGAGGGAGACUUGCGUGCGGGCUGGCGGUGUUUCUGUCGAACUUUUGGAGACGUCGCUUGCUGCCAUGUCAGAGUGCAUACACACCACAUGCUCGAAUGGUAAAGAAAACUCGGAGGCCGAACUCGUUUGGAUCGUGAUAAAAGCGCUCGCCGAAUCUCCAGCCGAUUAUCCCUCUGAAUGGACUCCCUCUAGCGAUGGAAAACUUGUGCCAGGAGAAGUUGCACACCGACUAGCCGUCACUGGACGCCGUCUUUGUGUCGAGGUGCUCAAGGCUGCGAUUCCAGGUGCCGAGGAUGGACAAUGGCGGAGAACACUCAUCGCGGAGGCCUUGGGUUCGUUCGGUGGACAUGUUUGGGAAGACCAGGAGGUGGCUCAGAGACAGUCGCUCUAUCUGUCUCUCCUUGCAGCCGUUGCGUCGCAUCCUGAAGGUGCGGCCGAAGCCUUGGGGCAGCUCGUUUCGCCGGCUGCAGCCAAGUCCGUUCAGGGCCUUCUGGCUGUUCAGUCAGGGGAAGAUGCGCAUGGUCCGCUGGAUACAUUGAUCAGUGGUGAGGAUGGGAUUACUCUUCCCGCAACCUUGUUGGUGCAAAUCCUGCAAAGCGGUGAACGUUUUCUUUCACGACAAGCUAGCACUGCCACUCUUGUUCGCGUCGUUUCUCGACUGGUUGCGCGUGUGGCAGUUGCAACUACGGCCAAGACAGAACUGGCUGUAUUCACUGCGGAUCUUGACAUGCUGGCUGGUGUGCUCGGUGGUCGGCCCGAUGCUCUACUGUCAUCUGAUUGGGCAACCUUGAUACCCGCCGUCUGGCUCAUUGCAUUCGUUUUGUCUCGAGGAAGCGAGCUGAGCGAGGUUACCAACACUGCAAGAAAUCUAUGGCUGCAGUGGAGUGCGGAUGCUCAGGCUGUUGAGAAGACUGCUGUCGUCGAUGAGAUCAAGAAACAAUGUUCAUCCCUGAUCAGCUCAGUAGAUGUCAUCGUCCGUCCAGAUGAUGUUAUUGCAGUGCUUGUCGAUGGUAGUCUCCCAGGACCUUUCGAUUUGGUCCGAGAUGUAUUCCCAACCCACGAGGCCUUCGAUGCAAUGCUCCAGACCAUUCCCUCGAGUUUGGCAGCGGCGAGCCUGGCAGUGCUGCAUCCUCAUCUCCCGCCCACUGACGCUAGUGGAUAUCAGACUGCGGCUCCCCGCGCAUUCAUCCGCAUUGGCUCAGCACUGCUACAUGCUCUUGUAACAGAUCGUCGUGCUGCACGUGACAAUGUGUGGACCUUGCAGUACAUUGUCGCGCUCGCGUUGUAUGUCGAGGACGCAAUCGCGUUGCCGGCCAGCUCCCCUCUGUCUCUUGAGACAGCCACAUCCAAAUCGAUCGUUGAUCAAGCACUCCAAAUCACCACCUAUGUGCUCACCGCUGCAACAGAGCAAUCAAAAGCUCUGACCUGCAUCAUCAACGACAAACCACUCGUUGGCGGCACUCCUCUAGAUGUUCUGAUAGUCGACUUGCUUGGGCGUGCUCGUCGAGAGGAUUCGAUCAGAGAUUGCCGAGUUUUAAACAGGAUUCUGGCUCAGAUCUUGCAUAACACGGAUAGAAAAGAGGCUGAGCUCUGGGUUAGAGUGGCACGUAAAGUAGAGAGGACAGCACCUGAGACGUGUAUUGCCAUCAUCUCUGCCGUUAGCGCCUCCGCAUUAGAGCCACCGCAGUUGGACAGAUACAGAAACGAAUUGGCAGCGGAUUUGAUGGGCGUUAGCCCCGCCAAAGCUAACACACUAGGCUUGCUUACACUUCGCAAGCUGGCUGCCAGUGCACCCGAUGUCAGCUCCGAUGUUGUAUUCCUUCCCCAGCAGAGAACUGUCAAUGUCUUCAAGGCUUGUCAGCAGUGGAUCUCAUCUGACGAAGAUAUCGACGAGGAGUUGGAGAGUGCCAUGACGCACGUCUUCUUUUAUCUCGCAACGCUCGUUCAGAAUGUGCCUGGGACCCACUGGGAACUCAUCUUCGACGUCGUCGAAAGUAACCUCGAGAAUGCCUCGCUCACGGAGGAAGAUACACUGGUCUCGUUGGCACGCACUCUUCGUCUGAUCAUCCUCAUUCAAGAUCUGGCCGCAAGUAAUAAGACUCUCCGCGCGAACUGGGAGGAAAGACACAUGCAGAUACUGGGCAUGGUGCGAAACCUGGCAGCUGGUCGAUUGGACGAUGCUGUGAUCUCUCAGCCUCGUUCAAUAUGCCGACAACUUGUGCUCUCCGUCGUACAGAAUCUCCCUCCUUCCCUUAUCAGCGAAGAAACCCUACCGAAAAUGUGUCACCUGCUCUCGGACCCUUCGGCCAAUGUCCAAAAGAUGGCGUACCGCCUGUUGCAGAUCGCAGCCCAAAAGCACACCGAACACUUGGUCAUCGAAGCAGCAGUGGACGCUGAAUCUUCCUCCAAAAUUGAGCUUCCUCUUGAGCUGUUGGAGAUCUUGCGAACGACUACGGACAUCAACCAGCUGGAGUUGCUUGAUGCAGAUGAGUCGAUCGUGUUCGGAUAUCUCCUCGGCUGGAUGGUUGUAUUUGAUUUAUUCGCCAAUGCUUCCCUGAAGAUCCGAUUGGGCUACAUUGACCAUCUACGAGCACUACAACUCGUCGGCAACGAGUUCAUUCCCAACAUUCUCAAUCUGCUCGAGAUCGACCAGGGAAUACCCAGGGCUUUCAAGCUUGACGCAUGGGUAGUCGACGAGUAUUACGUGGAUUUCUAUGAACCGGGAGACAGUUUGUGGAGUCUUCAAGUCCUUGCAGCUCAUUUGUACUAUCGCGCCCUCCUGACCGUGCCUUCGUUGAUCUACAACUGGGUUCUGGACUGCAAGGACCGCCAAUUGUCGAACAGUAUCGCCACCUACACGUCCUUGCACUUCUCCCCAGUCAUCAUACGAGCGGAAUUGGCUCACGUCAAGAGUCCGGAAGCCACUGCCGAGUUGGCGGACGAGAACCUGACGGUUAAAGUUGCGUCGAAUGUUAAUGAGGUAUCGGCAGCAUAUCUGGUGGACGAACAUCAGUUGGAAAUCAAACUCAAGAUACCAUCCGAUUGGCCAUUGCACAAGAUUGAGGUGAAGGAUGUGCAGAGGGUGGGGGUGGAGGAAACAAGAUGGCGGGCGUGGAUCCUUGCUGUCCAGCAAAUUCUCUGGUCGCAGCUCUCGCAGAACGGUCGCAUAGCAGAUGGGAUCGGACUGUUCAAGAAGAACGUGACCGGUCAUUUUGAGGGCCAGGUUGAAUGCGCCAUCUGUUAUUCGAUCAUCAGCGUGAUGGACGGAACUCUUCCACGGAAGCCUUGCAAGACUUGCAAGAAUAGAUUUCACUCUGGAUGCUUGUACAAGCAUGUCGGCAUGCCUGGCCGACGCGCAUCCGAAAUCGGCGCAGGAGUCCGGUCCAUCAUGAACGGAACCACCAACCAUAACCAGGGCCCUUCCGCCGCGCGCCCAACCAAACCACUACCGAACGGGUCUACGCCAGCCCCCCCAGCACCUGCUGCAGCUCCUCCUGCACCACCAUCGAAUCACGCGAUAGCACCCAACCCAGGACCGAAUCGACAACCACAUGCGCAUAACCACGCACACGGGCCCGCGCCCGUGAACGGGCACGCUGGCAAGGGGAAGAAGAAGAAUGAUGCACCCGUCGACCCGGCCGCUAUGUACGAGAGUCUGAAGAACCGGAUCGCCGCGUUGGAAGAGGAAGAGGUGCUAGAGGAGGAGGAGGAACGGAGAUUCGCCGAGGAAGCGCAGAAAUCGGUGAGGGGCAUGUCGGAGACUGCGAUCCACGCGAAAUACAUCGAACUGUUUGCCGAAUUCAAACGUCUGGAACGGGACCACGCGAAAGAGAAGCAGAAACUAGUGAAAGACAAAGAUGCUGCCAAGGGCCAAUUGACUAAAGCAAACCAGUCGAAGAUUAAGGUGGAAAACCUUGCUCGCGAAUUGCAGAAGGACAACAAACGUCUGAGGGAAGACGGAAAGCGCCUGGCCCAAUCGGUGGAGGAUGCUCAGGACGAGCUGAUCCAAAUGCGAAAUGACAUCACCAAACGUGCCGAAAAAGCUAAAGCUCUCGAUGCCAAGUACCGUGAAACGCCGGACAUCGUAGUGAAAGUCGUGUGCCGAUAUCGGGCGGAGCUAUUCUUCAAGAUCUCGCGCAAAACGAAGCUGUCGCGGCUAUUCAACGCAUGGACAGAGAGGAUGGAAAAGUCUGGUGGGCAGAAAGGGACCUCGUCCAAGGGUGGCACGGCUGUGACCGCGGAGAACGGGAUGGUGCAAUCAGAUGCUGUGUCAUCUACGGGAUCGGGUGCUUCAAGUUCGUCGAUGCAAUUCGUCUUCACGCACAACGGGCGCACCAUCGAUGCCGACCAGACGCCGGAGGAAGCCGGAAUGGACGACAAUGAUGAGAUUCUCGCUGUCGAGUUGAUGGACUUGACGGAGGGACCGGGCUGGGAGGAGCAGGAAGAGCAGAUCGAGCCCCAGCGCCAGCAAUUGAGGAAGAACUGGACGGAGAACCCUCAAGAGGCCAAGCGCACCAUCACAGAGAUUUUCGAUGGUGUAGUUCGAGAACGACUGAAAGAAUUGCUCCAGCAGUACAAAUUGCGCGAACAGCACUUUGAAUGUGUCAUUCGUUCGAAAGAGCUCGAGGUGCUGUUAUCCCGAGCUCGUGCUGCUGAACAAAAGCAGCUUGCAGAAGGCGAGAAGUUACGAAACGAAAAACGUGCAGAAGAGGUUCAGCAACUUAGGAAAGAUCUUGAGGAGGCGCAGAAUGACCAAACAAUACUCAUCGACAAACUAAUACAGUGCUGCAAGGAGCCCAAUGCCGAGCGCACUCAACGUCUUUUCGCUUCACUUCGCGAGGAAUUGGAGAAGAAAGGGCCUCGGCUGAAUACGUUACCUGCAGAUGGGUAGCCCAGUACGUAGGAAACCGAUUUCCAAAUCAACAUCUUACACCACUGAGUACAUCGAGUCCGUGAUAUUCCAAGCCCAUUCAGACCAACGCAUCGAGCUCAACAAGCUCUCCAA